This is a messenger RNA of Aspergillus niger, 1026 nucleotides long. RefSeq lists its product as uncharacterized. The transcript is spliced from 8 exons. The record is from RefSeq and is a predicted model, not a curated record. NCBI's taxonomy places the organism in Eukaryota, Fungi, Ascomycota, Eurotiomycetes, Eurotiales, Aspergillaceae. The coding region runs from base 1 to 1026 and encodes 341 amino acids.
AUGGUAACAAUCCCAAACUGCCAAGUCGGCGAUUCACUACCGAGCCUAGCCCUUUCGGGAGGACCGCAUCCCUUCUCCACUUCCCCGCCUGGAACAAUGAGGCAAAAUCAGAUGGCCGACGGCAACCACAGAACUGUGGGUGCGGUGGCACUCUGGAUCCCCAGUACCUUGCUUGGGUCCACGUUGCAUGACCUGGUGGCGGCCAAGGGCUGCUUCAUUGUUUUCACCAUUUUCUACGGUCUCUUCGCUAGUGCCUAUAUUGGGCUGUUCUCGCCGGCUCUCGUGGAACUCUUUGGUUUGCAGGAGAUGCCCCGUAUCACGGGUAUCAUGUACAUGGUGCAGGGAGCGGCUGGGUUGGUGGGCACCCCGGUGGCUGGAGUCAUGGUACGCACGUACAAUGGCGAGACUACCUCGCGUAGCUAUUUGGAUAUGGCUAUCUUUGUCAGUGCGUUGAUGGUGGCAUCUACCAUGACGGUUGCCUGGGCACGAAUGGAACAGGGAUUCGACCGUGUUAGUGGCCAUCUUACCUGGAACACAGGGCGUAGCCAGCAGAUGAUGCUGAUACACGCGCCGACAAAGUCACCAGUGGAACCUUAUGACAUUAAAUAUGUUAUCUGGGAGAGAAGUGCUGCAACUAUUCGAAGCCCUAAAGGUUGGAACCAUCCACCACUGUCGGUAGGACUCGGCUCGGCUGUGGAAAUGGCGGCCCGCAUACACAUGGCUAUCAGAAAUACGCAAGCGGCUUGCCACGGCUCACGGUGGGAAGGAAACGCGGCUAACUACUAUGCCGCAGUGUAUUUUCCGAGAUUGGUUGAUGAAUGGGGCCAAGGGAAAGCCAAGAAUUUCCAAACGUGCAUGCUCACUCUGAGGAACUCUCUGCGAUUUGAUGAACCACUCCACGUCCACUUUUACGGUAAGCACGGCGCCGAUUGUCACAGGCUGUGGAGUUUUAGCUACCCAGUGCAUUAUCUUCUACUCUGUAACAUUACUGGUAACAGCAGGAUCAUCCGCACAACUCCUAUAUAG